Messenger RNA from Penicillium pulvis, 1890 nucleotides. RefSeq lists its product as uncharacterized. The transcript has 2 exons. Bases 1 to 1890 code for a protein of 629 amino acids. The record is from RefSeq and is a predicted model, not a curated record. NCBI's taxonomy places the organism in Eukaryota, Fungi, Ascomycota, Eurotiomycetes, Eurotiales, Aspergillaceae.
AUGCGUUUCUCAGCAGCAUUCAUUUCAACCCUUGUGUUGUCUAGCACAUCUCUAGCUGGACCCGGCAAUCAGACAUCUCAAUCAACUCAGGCAGAUGCUGAGACACAGUCCAUUGCUCAGCAGAACGCGAACGCCGAUCCUGUGUCAGAAACUCUUUCUGUCGCCGCCCCCCAGAAUCAUCCUACCAACGCUGCUCCUACUCUAUCGGAACCUACAGAAGUAACCCACCAUGCCGCUGCGACAGCUAAUCCUCCAAAUGAUCAGGGAGAGGGUAACAAGACCUCCGACAGUCCAAGCAUUGCACCAUCGCAACAGACGUCUCAACCAAGUGCCCAAGAGUCUGCUGGCACUAACACCGUUGGAGCCAACAAUGAUCCGAUGAGCGUUAGCAACUCUGUCCCCUCUGCUCCUAGUGCUGGCAUGCAGACCGGCCAGAACACAAAGACACCUGGUUCGAACCCUUCUGGCACGCCAGCCACAGAGACGGCAAUUGUGACCCGAACCGGUACUGCUGCAAGCAGUACCAGCACAUAUAACGGUGAUGAUGACGAUGACACUCUGCUCAGUUCCUGGAGCGACUUCGGCAAUUUCCUGGAUGGAUUGAAAGGUCUUCUUUCCCCCACAUUGCUAGAAAAUAUUGAGUCAUUCUUCCACCAUGUCGCUUGGCUGCUGGAUGAUCAGACGACAACAAACACCAAGAACCUGAUCAACACUGCCAACGGACUCCUCACCAAGAGCCUGAUCAACAAGCUGGAGGCUCUAUUGGACAAUGCUAGCGCUCUCCUGACCCCCGACGUGGUUAAAAAUCUCAAGGAACUGCUUCCUGAGCUCUCACCCCAGCUUCUGAAGGAAGCGAGCAGCUUGCUUGAUAAUGCCAACAAGCUCCUUACUCCUGAAACCACAUCCGAACUCCAAAAGCUGAUCUCAAUCGCGGGGCUAUUUAUCAAGCCAGAGCUGUUCCAGGAGGUUAACAGCCUGCUGGCCAAUGGCAACAAGCUACUCACACCCCAGUUCGUCGAUGAGACCAAGUCACUGAUUGGCACCGUGGCACCGGUGAUCACGCCCGAGCUGUUGAAGGAGGUGAACUCUCUGCUUUCCAACGGCAAUAAAUUGCUCUCGCCCCAAUUCAUUGAUGAGACCAAGUCAUUGAUUGGAACCGUGGCACCUGUUAUCACACCUGAGCUUCUGAAGGAGGUCAACAGCCUGCUCUCCAACGGAAACAAGCUUCUUACCCCCGAUUUUAUCAUCGAGACUCGUAACUUGAUCGGUACUGUGGCACCGGUGAUCACACCUGAACUCCUGAAGGAGGUAAACUCUUUGCUUUCCAACGGCAACAACUUACUGUCGCCUGAAUUCGUUAAAGAGACAAAGGGAUUGAUUGGUACUGUGGCACCGGUGAUCACACCCGAGCUCCUGAAAGAAGUGAACUCUUUGCUGUCUAAUGGUAACAAGUUGCUAUCGCCUGACUUUGUCAAUGAGACCAAGGGACUGAUUAACACCGUGGCGCCAUACAUUACCCCCAACCUUCUCAAGAAAGUCAACGCGUUGCUCUCGAAUGCCAACAGCCUCCUGUCUGAGAAGACUACUAAGGAGUUGACCGGUCUUUUGGAUAUGCUUGGACCAGUCUUGACGCCGCAGCUCUUGCAGAAUGUUUCCUGGUUGCUCGGUAAUGGUACCGCACUUCUUUACCCCGGUUUCGUCAACAAGACGGCUGGAUUAAUUGAUGGUAUUGCACCUGCCAUUACACCCGAGCUUCUGGGCCAAGUUGGUGGGUUGUUGGGCAAUGCGGACGAUCUUCUCACCAAGAAGUUUGUUAACGAGACACAACUUUUAAUCGAGGAUGCUGCUGAUAUUCUUCCUCUGGUCACAGAAUUGUUGAACUCGUUGUAA